AUGGCGGCUAUUGCGCUCGGGAAGGCACCUGCAUUGGAAGUGGUGGAACGGUUGGAUCAAGCUGUCCAACUCCGCCAAGCAGCUCUCCGUUUGUUGAACGGCAAACCACCAAUCACCUUCAACGCGGAGUCAGAACCAAAGGGUAACGCGCUGCUCGGGGAGUUCUUGCUUGUCCAAGCACAAAGUGCCGCUGAACAGGGCCAUAUUUCUCGAUCGUGGCAGCUUCUAGACCAAUGGACACCCGCCUAUGUAGCACAGCCCUCUCUCCUUGAAAGCAUCAUGAGCUUCCGCUUUUACCUGAUGAGGGGGAAGUCGACAGCCGAAGCUAGCGUAUACGUGACUUGA
Messenger RNA from Podospora pseudocomata, 345 nucleotides. RefSeq lists its product as uncharacterized. The record is from RefSeq and is a predicted model, not a curated record. The transcript has a single exon. Bases 1 to 345 code for a protein of 114 amino acids. NCBI's taxonomy places the organism in Eukaryota, Fungi, Ascomycota, Sordariomycetes, Sordariales, Podosporaceae.